CAUCCAACAACCAGUACAUCUACUGAUAAUCCCCUAUACCUCGACCUUGCUGCUUUAUAUCAACAAAGUCUCUUCCUGACGGUGCUCAGUCACGGCAUUCAUUGCCUGAAAUACCCCCUUUUCUGUCUUUUCUUUUCGCGUUAAUUCUUCGGUUUCGGUCUCGUUAUGUCUGUCCCUUCGACUCCUACUCGUCUUGCGGGACCGAGUCAUGCGCAUCCGGCAAAUUCCAGUCCGUCUGUGUAUGCUACUCCUCCCGGUUUCGCUGUUGCGUUUCAUCGGCACCCUCAACCUGCUCACCCUGGUCCUCGUCAUCAGCAUCAACAGGGUGGUGGCACCAAUGGUUUACAGAGUGACCGGGAUGACCCGACUAUGAUCUAUGUGGGUAAUAUUGGUUCUGACUUUCUGGCGGCGGUGAAGGAUAACGGCGUGAAGAACAUCUUCUCACAGUACGCUGCGAGCCUUUCCUGCCGUGUAUGGUACAGGGACAGCACAGAAACUAACUCUCGAGCAACAGGCACAAUCAUUUCUAUCUUCAGCAAAGUUCGUGACCCACCUCACCAUGACACUGCCUGGGCUUUGAUCAAGUUCUCAAGCACCGAAGAGGCCAGGCGAGCUAUUCAGGCGGGAGAACACGGGAUGUUGAUCUCAGGCAGGCCUGUGUAUGCUUCUUUGGGCCAAAUCCGUCCCCGUCGUGCUCCAACUUACAAGCAAAACAACCGACAGCAACAUCAGUCGCCCGGCCGGAUGCAUUAUCAUAAUCAAAUUCCUUACGAGAACCGUUCUCGUUGUCACGACUUCCGGAAUCGCAACACUUUCGGUGGGCCUCGCUUUCACCGUCCUCCUCCCGCAUGCAAGGAUCUCACCGUCAACAGCCUUCCUCCAACUCUCACCCCUAAGGAAUUGUACACCAUCUUCAUGGACCGCGUCCCAGACAUUAAGAUCGAGGGCACUUUCAUCUACGCUGUGCCGGAUGUCAGGGGCCUUCGAUUCGGUGAGGUCAACUUCCUUCACGAGAUGGAUGCUGAGAAGUCGCUGAAGAUGUGCAAUGGGCUCGUGGUUGGUGGGUAUCAGCUCGAGGUGUCAUACAAGACUUCGACGAGUGCGUAUGGCUCGCCGCCUGUACGUCCACUUUCAAACGUGGUCCUUCCGUCGAGGGAUCCAGAGCAGCAUCAACAUCAACACCAGCAACCACCAAAGUUCGCGAACGACCACAUUCCACAGCCCGGUCACCCGCAGCCGAUGUACCCCAUGCAAAUGCCAGAGCACGCUUCUCCUGCUCCGCCUGCUACUGGUCAUGGCUCCACUGGCACGUCCUCUCCAAUGCCUGUUCAGAUUACGUUCCUUCCUCACGGUUCUACGCCUAGUCCGCAGAACUCCACUAUCAUGGGGCUGAACGGCUCUCAGCACCCUUCGCACGCGAUGCCUUCUGCCAGUCCGCAGAUCAUGAGUCAGAACGGCCAACAGCAGCAACAGCAAAUGUUCGAGCAGCAGCACCCUUACUUCGUGCAGCACCCGGUUGCCCUGAGUAUGCCCGUGCCGAUGGCGAUGCUGCCUCCUCAUGCGCAGCAGAUGCUCUAUCCCGGGUUUACUCCUAUGCAACAAGGUCAGGACCAGCAGCAGCAAUGUCAGCAGCAAUGUCAGCAGCAAUGUCAGCAGCAAUGUCAGCAGCAGCAGCAGCAGCAGCAGCAGCACUUCGGUCAUGCCAGGCAGUACUCGAGCGGUGGUGAAUCAUCCGUCUUCAGCCCCGUUUGGAGUCCUGACCAGGGGACGUUUAUGUGGACUCGGAUGCCGCAGUAUGCUGUUGAGGGCCAAGCGGGCGAGCCGCAGAUCACUACUCCUAGGACCAGUGUUGGCUCGGAGGGAGCGAAUCCUGCCCAGGCUUUCCAUCAGCAGAUCGAGGAGGUGGUGGCCGGUGCCAAGAAGGCAGAGCCGAAGGAGGAGUCGAAGGCUCUCAAGGCUGGUGACAACAAUGAGUUUGUCCCGAAGUCUGCUCAGAGUACGCAGGAUAAGGUGAACACGAACUUGGUCGCUCCUGUGGAUCCUUGCAACUUGUUCGUGAAGAAUCUUGAUGACGACGUCGUCGCCUCGAAGAUGGACUUGGAUCAACUGUUUGGCUCUUUCGGAACAGUUUCUAGCAGUUACCUCGCCGUUUACCCCAGCAAUGGUUCCAACGUCGGUCUCUCUCGUGGAUUCGGUUUCGUGUCCUUCUUGAACCCUGCUGAUGCUGCCCGUGCUCGCGGUGAGAUGGAUGGAAAGAUGAUUGGUCGCAAGCGUAUCUUCGUCAGCUGGGCUGAGAAGAAGGAGGAUCGUAUGAAGCGCCUUGCGAAUGUCUUUGCCGCCCCAACAGAGGAGCCGCAGAACGUGCUUGCGCUCGCUGUGGACAGUUUUCCUAUCUUUGAGGAGCAGGCGGAUGAACCGAACGAGGCGAGUGUGAGUCCUGUCAGCAGUGUUGUCGAGGAGGUAAAGGAGACUUCUAGGUCGGAGAACCCCGCUGGGGCAGACAGUCCUCCGAGUGGAGAAGAUCUCUCAGCCCCUGCUGCUGCCGUCUUGCAGCAGUUUCGUGGCACGGCGCUUCACCAGAUUGACGAGGUUGAGGAAGAGGAGUCCAUCAAGAAUAGUCCGCGUGCGCGUGGAGGUCCUGCUGCUGCUCAGCCUACCGAGUUGAUCCAGGCUAUCGCAUCCUUCGACAUCUACCGCGACAACACGCCGCAGCCGAGGCUUCCGCCCAACGUUAUCAUCGCCCCGAAGGAGGCACCCUCUGUUCCCUCUACUGCUCCUGCCAGUCAUGCCAAUAAUGGUCACUCUCACAGCACUGACACCGAUACUCCCUUCACGGAACAAUCGUCCACUGCGGAUGUUACUGCCUCUGUAGAGUCUCAGGAGUCAACCAAGAGCGCUCCCGCUGCUGUCAUGCGUCCGCUCGCUGCCAACCCCACUGUCAAGCCGAAGCGUAGGACCAUCUUCGGCUGGGCCAGGUCUAAGGAUUCCACGAAAGCUUUGCUCGGGCAGGACUCCAACAGUGAAAGUGAGGGGGAGAAGAGCAAGGUCACGGAGCAGAUCAAAGAUACGAUUGACGGGAAGGGGCACCCGAAGAAGAGUAUGAGUGAGGAUGCAGGCCGGGCUUCCACGGAGUCGGUUGGAUGGGAGGUUACUCCCGGAGGGAAGAAAAAGCAGAGAAGGAAGUGGGGAAGUGUUGGUAGUUUGAGCGGAUGGACUUCUGGAGGAAGUGCAAGCGAGAAGGAGUAGAAGUGGAGUGGAGUGGAGUGCAGUGCAGUUUGCAUUGCUUGUUUUUCGCUUUCCUUGCAUUGUUGGCAGGGCGGGGAUCAUAUAUGGACACGGAUGGCUGGCGUAUUGUGCUAUUUUGCUGGCGCUUUUCCUUUCUUCAUACUUGCAUUACUAUAUCUGGUAUACCCUCUAAUUCAAUCAACAUAAACUAGCUAUUUGCU
Saitoella complicata NRRL Y-17804 is the source of this 3446-nucleotide messenger RNA. RefSeq lists its product as uncharacterized. Gene Ontology annotation, cellular component: ribonucleoprotein complex. The transcript has 3 exons. Gene Ontology annotation, molecular function: RNA binding. The record is from RefSeq and is a predicted model, not a curated record. The coding region runs from base 166 to 3246 and encodes 1026 amino acids. Lineage: Eukaryota; Fungi; Ascomycota; Saitoellomycetes; Saitoellales; Saitoellaceae.